AUGGCCGACGAUUCUACCGCAGCAAUAUCAAAAGUGCAGAUGGAUGAUGGAGUGCAGCUGAAUGUCAAGAUACUCGGAGAAGACUCUAUGCAUACAAAGCCACUGCUCAUUGCCCUUCACGGAGCACCGGGGUUAUCUACACUAGCUGAGCCAGUGGAAUCCUUUGGCUUCCUUUCCGAUCGUUUCCGUGUUCUAGUGUACGAUGCUCGAGGCAGCGGAGACUCCGACAGUAUAGGUCCAUUCGAUCCUGAUCGCUGGACCAAAGACAUAGAAAAUCUACGGAUGUGGGCUUCCGCAGACAAAUUUGUUCUCGCGGGAGGCUCAUAUGGAGCGUUCGUUGCUCUUGACUAUGCCGUGAGACAUGGCGAUAGAUUAUGUGGACUGAUUCUGCGAGCCGGGUGGACUGUUGGGAAAGUCGGAUCCAUGACCGCUGUAGCGAAUAUUCUCAAAUCGAAGAGAGUCAAGCCAGACGCAGCACGUCAGGUUCGGCUAUGGUCUGGAACUCUGCAUAGUGACAAGGACUUCGAAGAUGCAAUCAUGGAAAUCCUACCAAUUUAUUCACCCCCGAGAGUUUCGUCCAGUGAUGAUCAAUCUGAGUCAGCCGAUUUCAAGGGAACGCUCAUUUUUCAUUCAAAAAUACAAAAUACUGCUUUUGGAGAGAAUAUGCCUCGCUUUGACGUGCGUAAUCAACUCCAAGAUAUCAAGGCCCCUACUCUGGUUCUGGUAGGGCGCCAUGACUACGCAACGCCAGUAUCAGGUAGCAAGGAGAUAGCCGAUGGUAUUCCUAAUUCGAGAUUGGAGAUUUUUGAGAAUUCAGGACAUAGUCCUUCUUCAGACGUACCCGAGCGGUCCCGAGAGGUCGUCUCAUAUUUUGUGAAGGUUCGAGGAUUGUCCAAGAGAUCCCCUAAGGCUAAUGGGGAUGCAACCUGA
Messenger RNA from Talaromyces atroroseus, 930 nucleotides. RefSeq lists its product as hypothetical. Gene Ontology annotation, molecular function: peptidase activity. Gene Ontology annotation, biological process: proteolysis. The record is from RefSeq and is a predicted model, not a curated record. NCBI's taxonomy places the organism in Eukaryota, Fungi, Ascomycota, Eurotiomycetes, Eurotiales, Trichocomaceae. The transcript is spliced from 3 exons. Bases 1 to 930 code for a protein of 309 amino acids.